AUGGUCUUUUCUUGUUCUAUAAUCACAGCUCUUAUUGCUGCUGGAGCAGCUUCUUCUGCUCUUGCUGUUCCUAUCAACGCGCGGGAUCUCGAUGACCGCAGAUUCGACAAUGUCGGAGAACCUCACUGGCAAUAUUCUCAUCGCCAUCAUGAGGAUCAAUUUGGUGGCCCGCGUCAUCGUCACCAUGAACUUCUCGGCGAAGACGAGUUUGAGUUUGAGUUUGAGGAACAUCACCCUCACAGCCACCACCAGGGUGACGACGAAUUCGAGGUGAAGAUUGAGGAUAACUAUGUCGAAGGAGGGCUUGGUGUUGAGCAUCACCACCACCAUCCCCACAAUUUUCAUGGUUACGUUCACCAUCACCAAGCCGAAGUUGUUUCUGUCUCGUUGGAGCAGAAGAAGUUCGACCAUGCCAUGGGAAUGCCGCACAAGGCUGGGAUUGACGAGACCGCUCUAUUAAUAGGCAUACAACAUGCUGUCCAUCCUCCCGUCGAUGUAGAGCGUCGUGCUUCUGGUGAUGUUUCCCCAUCGCCGCAAUACCCGACGAAAGGAACUCCAUAUCACUCGCACAUGACAGAUGAGCAACAGAAUACAAGGAAGUUACAGCAGCAAGCAGGCCGACGUUGGCAGAAUAUCAAGCGUGAUUACCCGGAUUACGAGAAAGAUUUUGCGAAGUGCAAGGGUACUUUCAAGGAUUUCUGGCCCACCCAGACUGGCAGGGCGGUCGCGUCCUUCAUUAACCAUCACAUUAGUGUUGAUUUUACCGACUUGGAUAAACUGGAUCAAACCUUGAAGACGAAAGACAAGCAGCUAUAUGAGGUAGUAAAGAAUGCAUUCAAACAGUCAUCUAGCGCAUUCAACCCUAAUUCCCCACUUCGAUCCCGCCGCGCGUCUCAAUGCUAA
Messenger RNA from Lentinula edodes (shiitake mushroom), 903 nucleotides. RefSeq lists its product as uncharacterized. NCBI's taxonomy places the organism in Eukaryota, Fungi, Basidiomycota, Agaricomycetes, Agaricales, Omphalotaceae. The record is from RefSeq and is a predicted model, not a curated record. Bases 1 to 903 code for a protein of 300 amino acids. The transcript is spliced from 5 exons.